GCAAGGGCGGGGCUUCGGCGCUGUCGUGCGUCGGCACCGGCGCUCGCCCACCCGACCUGCAUCCCCUCGCCCGCUUCUGCCCGCGGCCCGCAGCCCCAUGUACCGCGCGCUAUACGCCUUCCGCUCGGCGGAGCCCAACGCGCUGGCGUUCGCUGCGGGCGAGACCUUCCUGGUACUGGAGCGCAGCAGCGCGCACUGGUGGCUGGCGGCGCGGGCACAGAGCGGUGAGACCGGCUACGUGCCACCCGCCUACCUGCGCCGCCUGCAGGGCCCGGAACAGGAUGUCCUCCAAGCCAUUGACCGGGCCAUUGAGGCUGUGCACAACACAGCCAUGCGGGAUGGGGGCAGAUACAGCCUGGAGCAGCGCGGAGUCCUCCAGAAGCUGAUCCGCCAUCGGAAAGAGACCCUGUCUCGAAGAGGUCCCCCAGCCUCCAGCCCUUCAGCCCUGACCCCGUCCAUCAGUGACCCCUGUCUGGAUGCCACUGCUGCCCGGCAGCCCAACAGGGUGUGUCGCUCGGGGUCUGAGCAGCACAGCCUGCCCAGCUCUGAGGACCCUGAGGCAGGCCAAGUCCUCUACCAUGUCCCGGCACAGCCCCGCCGGGCAGCACCCACCACACCACCCCCACCGGUGAAGCGCCGUGACCGUGAGGCCCUGGUGGCCUCAGGGAGUGGCGGCCACAGUGCCACACCCUCUGGGGGCAGCUCCGUGUCCAGCAGCUCCGUCAGCAGUGCCUCCCUUGAUGCCCUGUAUACUGGCUCCAGCUCAUCCGAGCUGGGCCCCAGCUGCUCACCCACACCCCUGCCUGUGCCCCACCGGGGUGCCCACGUCACUGCCACCCAAGCUCAGCCUCCUCCCUCCAAGGUGCCAGGCUCCGAGGCCCCUGCAGAGGAUGUGGCAGGUGAUGGACUGGAGGCCCUGGGCACGCUGAGCCUGGGGACCACAGAGGGGAAGGAGGCAGAGACUGUGCCCAAGACCAUCGGGGCAGAGCUGAUGGAGCUCGUGCGCAGAAACACCGGCCUGAGCCAUGCGCUGUGCCGCGUGGCCAUUGGCGUCGUGGUGGGUCACAUCCAAGCCUGUGUGCCGGCCAGCUCGCCUGUCAUGGAGCAGGUCCUCCUCUCGCUGGUAGAGGGCAAGGACCUGAGCGCUGCCCUGCCCUCGGGGCAGGUCUGCCAUGACCAGCAGCGGCUGGAGGUGAUCUUUGCAGACCUGGCUCGCCGCAAGGACGAUGCCCAGCAGCGCAGCUGGGCACUGUACGAGGACGAGGGCGUCAUCCGCUGCUACCUGGAGGAGCUGCUGCGCACCCUGACAGAUGCAGACCCUGAAGUGUGCAAGAAAAUGUGCCAGCGGAACGGGUUCGAGUCUGUCCUGGCCUUGGUGGCCUACUACCAAAUGGAGCACCGGGCAUCGCUGAGACUCCUGCUGCUCAAGUGCUUUGGUGCCAUGUGCAGCCUGGACGCCGCCAUCAUCUCCACACUUGUGUCGUCUGUGCUUCCGGUUGAGCUGGCGCGGGACAUGCAGACAGACACGCAGGACCACCAGAAACUCUGUUACUCCGCCCUCGUCCUGGCUAUGGUCUUCUCCAUGGGGGAGGCAGUGCCCUACGCACACUACGAGCACCUGGGCACGCCCUUCGUGCAGUUCCUCCUGAGCAUUGUCGAGGACGGCCUUCCCUUGGACGCCGCGGAGCAGCUGCCAGAUCUGUGCACCAACCUGCUUCUGGCUCUCAACCUGCACCUGCCAGCCCCGGACCAGAACGUCGUCAUGGCCGCCCUGAGCAGACACGCCAACGUCAAGGUCUUCUCUGAGAAGCUGCUGUUGCUCCUGAACAGAGGGGAUGACCCUGUGCGCAUCUUCAGACACGAGCCACAGCCCCCGCACUCCGUCCUCAAGCUCCUGCGGGACGUGUUCGCCAGUCCUGCCACGGCCGCCGUCUUCUACCACGCGGACAUGAUGGUGCUCAUCGACAUCACUGUGCGGCAUGUCACUGACCUGUCACCUGGAGACAAGCUGCGCAUGGAGUACCUGUCCCUGAUGCACGCCGUGGUCCGCUCCACGCCCUACCUGCAGCACCGCCACCGGCUCGCUGACCUGCAGGCCACACUGCGGCGCAUCCUGGCCGAGGAGGAAGCCUCGCCCCAGUGCCAGGUGGACCGCAUGAUAGUCCAGGAGAUGUGCAGGGAGUUCCCAGUGCUGGGCGAGGCCCCCGGCUAGCACCAUCCCCAGCUCCCGGAGGCCCCCGGCAGUGCGGCCCUACAGAUGCCGAGCGCCGAUGCUGCAAGGGGAGGAGGCGUGGCAGGGCCCACGCCCAGGAGCUGUACAGCCAGGCGGGCCGGAAGGGCCGCCUCUCCCAGAAGGCUGACCCUCCAGCUUGCCCCCUCCGUGCCCAGAGCCCUGCUGCCCCCGCCCCAUCCCGCCCGGUCUCUCCUGGGCCUCUGCGCACUGUAUGCCUGUUGAUGGCAGCUCUGCCCUUUGCCUUAGCUUCGCAGCGUGUGCCGCUCAUACGCCCCCAAGCCCUGUCCCGGUGGCGUGCUCCCCUUCACUCCCACCCCCAGGGUCCUGGCCAGGCUGCAGCUUUGAGAGCUGAAUCUUGGAGAGGCCAUACCGUCUCCUCACAGUGCGGGAUGAUAGCUCUCAGAAUCCGUUUUUUCUGUCAAGACGUCGAUGGAACCGUGUAUAUUUUCCUGUGUGCUGCGGUGUGCCUUUGGAAAUAAAUGCCAGGCAUCUGGCUACCGGCCUCCCUGUUUGCCCUGGUGGUGGUGGGACUGGACGACCAGGGCACCGGGCAGGACCUGUGACUCCCCCACCCCGCCCUUUCCCCUCUAGCCUGAGGAGCUGAUGGCCCCUGACAGGCCUGUCCAGCCAGGUCAGCAGGUCCAGCCUCCCUCCCGAGUUCCCGGUGAGCAUCUGGCUGGCUGCCUGCAGGUGACCGCCUUUCCAGGCCUCACUGACAUGUGCCUUUGCCUUGAAAGCCAUCUUGCUUUGCCAUCUUGCUUUCCCUGCUGACACCCUGCAGUCACAUGAAGCAGGCCCCGCCCUGCCCUGGCCGUCUGGGACGCCCCCCUCCCAGCUGUUUCCCGUCACCUUUGGUCAGUAGGUCCAGCACAACCCCUUGUUUUGUGGUAGUAAUGAUCAGGCAGGACCCCUGUCUCCCCAGAGCAGGUCAGGUCAGCACUCCUGCUUGAGGGACCAGGGGGCUAUUUUCCCUGUGGGCUCCCAAGUUCGCAGAGGUGCUCACCACGAGUGGCGGUGGAGUCCAGGAAGCCCCAGGAGGAGGGCUUGAUUCCCCAAGACUAAUUUAGCGAGAGCACGGGGGUGGGCCAGAGCUGGGGAUGUAGGACAGGGAAUCCUGGGGUCCAGGCACGGCCAGCAAGGGGGGUGUCCUUGUGGAACUUUGGAGGCUGAGCACACAGGCCCACUGGGACCUGAGGAGGUACUGCCCGAAUGUAAGACCCUGGGAAACUGGGCGACGCAGCUCCGCUCCGCACCCCUUUUGCAUCCAGCAUGAGCAAUGCUGACCUCCAGGCACAACGGCUUUCUCGCUGGAGUGCCAGCAGAUCAUUCUCCCGAGGUAGUGUGACACGGCGGAAAGCACGGAUCCUUGGGAACUGAGGAGGAAUGUGGACAGCCUCUGCAUGUGCUCUGCUCCCGGGUGUGGGCACGAGGCAUGCUGGCCUCAGGGAAGAGUAGGGCCGUUUUGUGCUUUCUGUCCAACACUGCCACCUACAGUGGCCCCACAGCAGGAGGAUGAGAGCCCCCUGCCCACUUGGCGCAACUGUCCAGGGGAUACUUGCAUGUGUAUGUAAAGCAUGUAGCAGCCCCAGAUUGCAAAUAAAGGCUGGCCCAGCAGCAAACACACUGGCGGAGGGUCCAGGACCCCCUCAGCAAAUACCUUGGUGGUUGUGUCCCAACACAAAAUUUCAGCCACAAGAGAAAACAGUGGUUAGCUGGAGAAGCCCUCUGCAGUGGCCACCUGCUGGAGGGAACACCUUUGGCUGCCUGGCAGGACGGCAGGCACAGGAUGUGACAAGGCUGAGAAAGUGCCCGAAGAAGGCAGCCAUGCCGCAAGGGAGUAUUUGGGUGGGGCUCAGAAGGAAACUCAGGAAAUGUUCAGGGACAGCGAGGGACAGGGCUUGGGGCUGACCUCCGCUACAAGUGGGUGCCAGCACUGCGUCUGAGACCACUGUGGACCACAGGCUAUGCAGGCAAGUCCAGGGGGUGGGGGUGGGCCACCGCCUGCCCAGUCCCCAAGAGACAGGCUGGACCUCUGUGUUGGUGAGCCCUGUUUUUUCCCCCCUUGUUUUUAUGGAAGAAUAGCAUACCAUGAAAAGUACAGCGGGCAAAGCGUAGCUUUGCAUGAUGACAGAAUGUUACAGGUCAGCAAACAGAAGGUCAUCACCCCCCAAAGCCCGCUCAUGUGCCCCCUUAAGGCACUGAGUCCCUUCUCCAACCCAGAUCUCCACCCUAGAGGCAAUUAGAUAUGUUUUGCCUGUUUUGCACUUUACAUACGGAAUCAAAGUAUACACGCUCUUGGGCCAGCCUCCUCAGUCACCACUAAAUUUUCAAGAUUCAAUCUGUUAAAGGAUGUGUUUGUGGUUUGUUCACUACCAGUGUUGUGUGGGGCAUACCCUCACUCAUUCAUCCCCUGUGGAUGACCUUCCAGUGUCCAAAUUCUGUUAUGAAUAGUGCUGUCAGGAACAUUGUCAUACAUGCCUUCUUUUUGCACAUAUGUGUUACAUGCGGGCAUAUACUCUCAAGUGGAAUUACAGGGUCACAGGCCAACACUGCCAAAUGGCUUUGGGAGGUUUCUGCACCCUGGUGUGCCCCUCCAAUAUCCAGGAGUGCCAGCUCCCUCAAGGCUUGUAUCGCUAGUUUUCUCUAGUCAUUCUGGCAUAGGGGUAUUUGACUUUUACCUUCGUUGCUGUCUGAUGGUCACAGGUGGGGCGCCUUUUCGUUAGUGCACUGCCUGUGCGGGGCUUCUCUUCCAUGAGGCUCAGGUUCAGCUUGGCUCACACUGUCAGCUACUGGGUUGUCUGUCUUUUAUUGAUCCAUAGUACAUAUUCAGCACACGAGUCUUUUGGGCUAUAUAUCUUAUAAUAUCCCAUUCACAAUGUCUUUUGAUGAAAGUUCUUAAUUGUACUGUUACCCAGUUUUUCACUAUUUUCUUAAUGUUUAGUGUGUUUUGUGUCCUGUUACUCUUUGCUUAGAGUUGUGAAGUGUUUCUGGGUUUUCUGCUAAAAGCAGUACUGCCUUUUCUUACACAUUCAGAGGUCAUAUCUGUCUGGGAUUGGCUGUGUGAGUA
Manis javanica (Malayan pangolin) is the source of this 5300-nucleotide messenger RNA. RefSeq names its product NCK interacting protein with SH3 domain (gene NCKIPSD). The record is from RefSeq and is a predicted model, not a curated record. Gene Ontology annotation, biological process: endocytosis. NCBI's taxonomy places the organism in Eukaryota, Metazoa, Chordata, Mammalia, Pholidota, Manidae. Gene Ontology annotation, molecular function: Arp2/3 complex binding; protein binding.